AUGGAGCGCUUCAUUCUAAGCUCAUCCAAGGGGCUUGCGGGUGUCACAAAAUCAAAAAACAAAACUGUUCAGUCCAUCCACGAGUCUGUGAGAGACUACCUCCUCAGAGGAAAAGGGUUCGAAACCCUCCGUGCUGGUCUCAAAAACAUCCCAGGGCAGAGUCACGAUGCGCUGAAGGAUUGUUGUUUGAUGUACCUAGAAUUUGAUAAAUCUGACUAUAUACCCGAAAAACUUCCUCUGGCAUCUACGGAAGAAGCUGCAAGUCUUCGCCAAAUAGUCUACCAAACGUUUCCAUUUCUUCACUACGUAACAGAAAAUAUAUUCUACCACGCGGAUUGCUCACAUGGAAAUGGAGUGGAGCAAUUGGGGUUUCUCGACGAUCUUCUGGCCAUCGGAGGAUCCGAUAUGCACCUUCCCAACACCCACUGCUCUACUCCCGUACUCGCAGUGCCCAGAUUGAAAUAUCAUAUCAAGGCCUGGAUUCUUACCAGAAACCUUCUGGAGAAAUUUCAGAUCCGCCGCUACACUCCGGAUGGGAGUCUAUUAUAUAUUUUCGCGGAAAGGGAUUUGUCGAACCUACUUCGUCUCGAACUCGCCAGAGUUCCGCAUAUGGAUAUCAAGGGAGAGCGAUAUGGCUUUCCAGUACAUGCAGCUAUAGCCAAUAGUUGUGACUUGGCACUUCGUACCUUUCUUGCAGCAGGGUCUUCUCUUUUUACGGAAAGCGAGCAUGAAGAAGCGGUUCAGUGCGUGCGCGAAAACCGCCGUGAAAUUACUUCACAAAGUACAGAAACUUUACUUUCAUGGGCUCUCAAGAACCGAAAGCUUCCACUCAUUAAGAUUUUUCAUAGGUCUGAAAAGGUUGAUAAUUCGUCUAUCAAAACCUCAAUGAAAGACUUCUUGCUCAACGCAACCUAUCAUGGGAAGUCAGACUGGGUCAAAUUAGUUUCAAGCGCGGACCUAUUUGCCAGCGACCCCUUGCUCAUUCAAAGUGCUCUUUGUAGCGCCGCAGCGCAAGGCCAUGAAGAAGUAGCCAAACUCAUAAUUCAAUAUGGAAAAGCUAUCGUUAAUUCAACAAAUGAAUAUGUCAAGGGUCCCCUCUGGCAUGCCGCUACAAGCGGACAUGCUGGAAUAUUGAGACUACUGCUAGAAUAUACCAUCGACAGCAGUGUUACGCGGGGGUUUCUCCCGCUUCUUGAGGCUGCCCACAAAGGGCAUACGGAACUAGUUAAGAUACUAUUACAAACCGGGAAAUUUGAUAUCAAUUGCUCAGAUGAUUUUGGGAGAACACCCUUUCUCCUAGCAGUCUCGAUGGGACACAUGGAAGUAGUCAAAAUGCUAAUAGAAAUCGAAGAAUGUGACAUCAAUAGGAGGGACAUCGAGUUCAAUACACCACUUUCAGAGGCUAUAUCAAAAGGGUGUCUGGAGAUUGUCAAGUUGUUAAUCGCGACUGGGAGGUGUGAUAUUACUUGACCUGCUGACUGCGAUUCGCUUUCAUUGGCAAUUCGUGGGAGGCAUGCGGCUGUUGUGAAACUUUUAUUGGAUACGGACAAGUGCUUUGUCAACAUCAAAGAUCCCACAGGCGAUACUCCACUGUCACUGGCUGCGCGAUCCAAUCAAGUGGACGUGGUUAGACUACUUUUACAGAUUCCCGGGUGCGAUAUCAACUCGAAGAAUAUUGCUGGUAACACGCCGCUGUCCUUGGCAGCGCGUGAAGGAGCCGUCGAAGUAUUGAGAGUACUGUUGGAGACCGGUCAGUGUGACAUCGACUCGAAGAAUUGUAUGGGCGAAACACCUCUAUUGCUGGCAAUCCGUCUCCAGUGUCCAACAGCUGUGGAUAUUCUGAAAAUGUUCCUAGCGACCGAUAAAUGCGACCUUAACUCAAUGGAAAGUAAUGGCAACACACCCUUGUUGAUCGCAGUAACUUAUUGCAUGACGGGAAAUGGAAAAAUGAAAGAAGGCUGGAGUUGUGCGAUUGUGAGACUGCUGUUGGAGACUGGAAAAUGCAACAUUAACUGGACGAAUAACAACGGCGCUACAGCGCUUCUGGUAGCGGUCGAGAAAUGGAAUAGCGAAGCGGUGCAAAUAUUAUUUGACACCGGAAGAUGCGAUCUUAACUUCCUGGAUCGAAAGAGAGAUACGCCACUGCUGGCUGCGGCAAAUCAGUGUUGUACGGAGAUUGCUGGGAUGAUAUUGAAAUCGGGUGGAGCAGACCUUGCGCGGACAAAUAUUUACGGCCAAACAGCCCGGGAAAUAGCAAGCGGUUAUGGUAAUACUGGGCUUUUCGAAAUAAUUGAUGAGUACUCGCAUGGUAGUGGCAUGGUUAUAGACUGGGAUGAACCACUAUCAGAGCCUGAGCAACCAUAG
Hymenoscyphus albidus is the source of this 2364-nucleotide messenger RNA. The record is from the annotation of a GenBank genome assembly. Lineage: Eukaryota; Fungi; Ascomycota; Leotiomycetes; Helotiales; Helotiaceae.